CGAGUUAGUUGAUUCAUCGUUGUUGUUUGUCGAUCCAUCAUCUGAUUGAUUCGGCGUCGCUACGCUGAUGAAGCUCAAGCUUGGUUCUCAACUCAACGUGCCAUAUUUCUGCCUCCUCAACCAGACGAUCCAAUGGAUGCCGAAACGGACAACGUCUCGUCUUCUUCUUCUUCUUUGACUCCUUCAAAAGGUACUUCUCCC
Messenger RNA from Linum tenue, 201 nucleotides. Lineage: Eukaryota; Viridiplantae; Streptophyta; Magnoliopsida; Malpighiales; Linaceae. The record is from the annotation of a GenBank genome assembly.